AUGCUUGGAGGCAGCACGAUCAACCGCGUCGCUAACUCGUCAGAAUCCCCCUAUCGCUCUUCGUCCGUGCCUCCAACAAUAGCUCAACAACAACAUCACCACCACCACCCAUCCGCUAGCACCCUUAGCUCUAGAGAGGCCUCUACUCCCACCUCUUCAGCCAUUACGCCUUCCGCCCCUUCUUCGGUUGCGUCGCAUACACCUCCUUACCCGACUUCGACAGCAUCGUUGCAUGAUGUACCAGCAUACAUCCAAUCUCAACAUCAUCAUCAGCCAGUCAAUACCCAUUACCCCUCCGAAGCUUCGUACACGAUGACCCCGGGAUCUUCUCGAGAGGUCGGCGGUGCUGAUCCGACGAUGGCAGCAGCAAGCUCGCGAUAUUAUCCGUCAGAGUUUCAGACCUCUACCAGUCACCCAGCUCAGAUGCACAUGUCUGGAGCGUCGAACAUACCAUCUCCAUCGUCGCCACAACUACAUCCAACACACCCAUCAACGAGAUCAUUGGGGGGGUCAGAGGCCACCUCACCCAGCCGUAUCAAAGUCCGCUCCUUAUCUCAUAUCCAGAGUUUUGCCAGCGAGGAAUUCCUAGAGCAAUCCCAACAGUCCAGACGGCCUGGCCGGGGGCCGGCUGAGCUCGGUCGCCAGUACGAAAUCAGUUCAAUGCCGGUGACAGACAUCAUUGAGAUGGUUGCAGGCUUGUUGACCAAGAUCACGGCAACAAAUGACAUGCAGCAUGAGCAGAUUCAUCGCCACAUCCCCCCUCCGGACGGCACAGCCAAUCUUAGUGCGCAAGCCAGCAGCGUGCUUGCGUUUCAUGGUAAAAACGUGCCCUCAAUCACAAUCCUCAACUACCUCGCGCGUAUUCAUAAAUACUGCCCUACCACAUAUGAAGUGUUUCUCAGUUUAUUAGUCUAUUUUGAUCGGAUGACGGAGAUGGUGAACAGCAGACCCAUCAUCCAUCGAAGCCGAAAUAGACUAGACUCGGCUUCCACUCGGUCUCUAGAGGUGCGGUCUCGUUCCACGUCUGCAGCGACGCAUGGGACUUCAUUCAGCGGCCAUCCAGCUGUUGUCACCCCCCCGUCUUCGAGCGGAAUCGUAGCCCAAGAUCUGAAGUCUUCGGAAGCUUCCAUACCGUCCUCGUUGCAGCUAGAUGACGACGAGGACGAGGAGUUCGCCAACUUCUUCGUUGUCGAUAGUUUUAAUAUCCACCGGCUAGUUAUCGCUGGGGUCACAUGUGCCAGUAAAUUCUUCUCAGAUGUUUUUUAUACUAAUUCGCGUUAUGCAAAGGUUGGCGGACUUCCUCUUGUCGAACUGAACCAUCUUGAACUCCAAUUUCUCUUGCUCAACGACUUCCGACUAGCAGUACCUGUGGAGGAGCUGGAGGCGUAUGGCACCAUGCUUGUGGAAUUCUAUGCCCGCGAGGUAAUCGCUCAGCAACAGCAAGCAGUUUUAGCCAAUAUCCCUAGCUCCAUAGACUAUGGAAGUCGAGAGCAACAGCGCCAUCAUCAUCACCAGCAUCAUCAUCAUCGCCGCGAUGGAUCCGAGUACGGUCAAACACCAACGCCUCCUCGGACGUAG
Molecule: messenger RNA, 1578 nt
Organism: Talaromyces atroroseus
Lineage: Eukaryota; Fungi; Ascomycota; Eurotiomycetes; Eurotiales; Trichocomaceae
Exons: 2
Coding region: 1-1578 (525 amino acids)
Biological process (GO): regulation of cyclin-dependent protein serine/threonine kinase activity
Cellular component (GO): nucleus; cyclin-dependent protein kinase holoenzyme complex
Molecular function (GO): protein kinase binding; cyclin-dependent protein serine/threonine kinase regulator activity
Source: RefSeq, a predicted model, not a curated record